UAUAACAUGGGAUUCCAGCAACCACAAAAAGACUGUGUUUCCAGCAAUAACCAGGAUGGAAGAUUAAGAAAAAGUACUGCAGACGCAGUGGCAACAGUACAGCAGAGAGAGUGGUUACAGCCCUCUGAAAGUGUGCCCACUAAGCUUCAAAGCACAGACAGAAGGCAAAGCAGCAUCGUGUUUUCUACGAAAGAUCAAGUGAAAGGUGACGAAAUUAAUUCCAUCAUGCUCCAUAAACGCAGGAGGAGGUUUAUAAUUAAAAAGAGCCCAAUUCUGAUUUCCAUGAACAGCUCCAUUCUCAACCUGCCCACGCUUAAAUCUGAGGAUAGAAACAACAGCAAGUGGAAAAGUCUCUAUCAGAUCCAAGGAGAAAGGAAACGGAUUAUGAGAGAAACUUGUUCAAAAUACAAGAGUAAUAAUAGGAGAAUAAUCACUCCGUAUCACGUUUCUAGAAUAUUCGUAGAAGACAAAUACAGAGUUUUGUACUGUGAGGUCCCAAAAGCUGGCUGCUCCAACUGGAAACGGGUGCUCAUGGUGCUUAACGGCCUGGCUUCCUCCACAAAAGACAUACAGCACAACACGGUGCACUACGGAAACUACUUGAAAAGACUGGAUGGGUUUGACCACAAAGGGAUCUAUCACAGGCUCAACACUUACACAAAGAUGCUGUUCAUCCGUGAGCCUUUUGAAAAGCUGGUGUCUGCGUUUCGGGACAAGUUUGAACACCCAAACAACUACUACCACCCAGUUUUUGGGAAGGCCAUCAUUUCCAGGUACCGUGUCAAUGCAACCAAAGAAGCACUAAGGACAGGCUCUGGAGUCCAAUUUAAAGAGUUCAUUCAGUAUCUCUUGGAUGUGCACAGGCCAGUGGGUAUGGACAUCCACUGGGAUCACGUCAACAGGCUUUGCAGCCCAUGUUUAAUAGACUACGACUUCGUUGGGAAAUUUGAAAGUAUGGAAGAAGAUGCAAACUUUUUCUUGCACUUAAUUGGUGCUCCACAAAAUUUAACUUUCCCCAAGUUUAACAACGAAGAAAGAACUACCACUAAAAUUACACAGCAGUAUUUUGCACAGCUUUCUCCUUCUCAACGACAACAAAGCUACGACUUUUACUACAUGGAUUACUUGAUGUUUAAUUACUCAAAACCUUUUGAGGAUUUGUAUUGA
Messenger RNA from Acanthisitta chloris (rifleman), 1167 nucleotides. RefSeq names its product carbohydrate (N-acetylgalactosamine 4-0) sulfotransferase 8 (gene CHST8). Gene Ontology annotation, cellular component: membrane. NCBI's taxonomy places the organism in Eukaryota, Metazoa, Chordata, Aves, Passeriformes, Acanthisittidae. Bases 7 to 1167 code for a protein of 386 amino acids. Gene Ontology annotation, molecular function: sulfotransferase activity. The record is from RefSeq and is a predicted model, not a curated record. Gene Ontology annotation, biological process: carbohydrate biosynthetic process; proteoglycan biosynthetic process. The transcript has 2 exons.